GGUCCGACCAAGAUGGCGGUGCAGGUGGUGCAGGCGGUGCAGGCGGUUCAUCUCGAGUCUGACGCUUUCCUGGUUUGUCUCAACCAUGCCCUGAGCACAGAAAAGGAGGAGGUGAUGGGGCUGUGUAUAGGGGAGUUGAAUGAUGACCCAAGGAAUGGCUCAAAAUUUGCAUAUACUGGAACUGAAAUGCGCACAGUUGCUGAAAAGAUUGACAGUGUGAAAAUUGUUCACAUUCAUUCCGUCAUCAUCUUGCGACGUUCUGAUAAGAGGAAGGACCGAGUGGAAAUUUCUCCAGAGCAGCUGUCUGCAGCUUCAACAGAGGCGGAGAGGUUGGCUGAACUAACAGGCCGCCCUAUGAGAGUUGUGGGCUGGUAUCAUUCCCAUCCUCAUAUAACUGUUUGGCCUUCACAUGUCGAUGUUCGCACACAAGCCAUGUACCAGAUGAUGGAUCAAGGCUUUGUAGGACUUAUUUCUUCCUGUUUCAUAGAAGAUAAAAACACAAAGACUGGCCGGGUACUCUACACUUGCUUCCAAUCCAUACAGGCCCAAAAGAGCUCAGAGUAUGAAAGAAUCGAAAUCCCAAUCCAUAUUGUACCUCAUGUCACCAUUGGGAAAGUGUGCCUUGAAUCAGCAGUAGAGCUGCCCAAGAUCCUGUGCCAGGAGGAGCAGGAUGCAUAUAGGAGGAUCCACAGCCUUACACAUCUGGACUCAGUAACCAAGAUCCAUAAUGGCUCAGUGUUUACCAAGAAUCUGUGCAGUCAGAUGUCAGCAGUCAGCGGGCCUCUCCUCCAGUGGUUGGAGGACAGACUGGAGCAAAACCAACAACAUUUGCAAGAGUUGCAACAAGAAAAGGAAGAACUUAUGCAAGAACUUUCUUCCCUAGAAUAAGGCAGGAGACAAAAUGGGGAAAGACGAAAAUAUCAAGAUGUAAAAUUAAUUAAGCUAAAUCAAUUUUGAAGAAGAAGAAUAAAGUUGGAAGACUCACAUUA
Messenger RNA from Choloepus didactylus (southern two-toed sloth), 989 nucleotides. Its product is annotated as lys-63-specific deubiquitinase BRCC36-like. Lineage: Eukaryota; Metazoa; Chordata; Mammalia; Pilosa; Megalonychidae. Gene Ontology annotation, molecular function: polyubiquitin modification-dependent protein binding; metallopeptidase activity; cysteine-type deubiquitinase activity. The coding region runs from base 13 to 888 and encodes 291 amino acids. The record is from RefSeq and is a predicted model, not a curated record. Gene Ontology annotation, cellular component: BRCA1-A complex; BRISC complex. Gene Ontology annotation, biological process: double-strand break repair. The transcript has a single exon.